CUUUCGGGUUUUUGCUGGUCAAUUUAUCUAAUUUAUCGCUAUUCAUCAACAAUCAUGGGUGCGCAACGACGAGCUUCCGACACCGCAACGAUAAAGCCUCCGCGGCCGGCUGAUCCUGAGAAGUCUAAAAUCGAGAAUAAUCUUGAGAUAACGACGCUGGAGGAGUUCGGCGAGGGGGUGUUUACGAAUACGCGGGCUUUGUAUAAGCCGGUUGGAGCAAGGGGGAUUUACGGUGGCUGUGUAAUUGCUCAGACAUUGGCAGUAGCACAGAAGACCGUUCCACCCGGGAUGGAAAUCCACAGUAUGCACUGCUACUUCAUCCUCGCCGGGAACGCUACCAUUCCCAUAGUCUACCGUGUCGAGAACGUCCGCUCUGGCCGGUCAUACGCCACCCGCAGCGUGUACGCUGAACAGAGGGGCCAGGCGAUAUUCACAACGACAUGUUCCUUUACCCGUCCCAUCUCAGAAGACACGGAUGAGCCGAAACGCAAAGUCCAGCACUCCAUAAAGUUCCCCAAGGAUGUUCCCGCUCCAGAAGACUGUCCGACAGGGGCCCAGACAAUAGAUGAAUGGCUGAGCGGGGGCAAGGUCGACACUGAAGUAGCCGAACUCUUAAGGAAACGUGAGGCGGGCGGCCCAUUCGAAUCCCGGAGAGCCGGAAUAGUAAGCGACAUCCCAGGGACCGACCCCACGCACAAAAUCCAGCGACAGUGGAUCCGCGCUCGCGGGAACAUCUUCGAUGAGGAAGCACACUUACCCGCCCUGGCAUACAUCUCCGACAGCUCACUCAUUGGCACGGUGAGUAGAGUGAACCCCCAGGCUCGCCACGGGCAGAUCGGGAUGAUGCUAAGUCUCGACCACACCAUCUACUUCCACAACGCACGGAAGACGAGGGCGGAUCGGUGGCUCCUCAUGGAGUCUGAUUCACCGUGGGCGGCGGACGAGAGGGCAUUGGCUACGCAGAGGAUUUGGGACCCGGAGGUUGGGUUGUUGGCGACCUGCUAUCAGGAGGGACUUGUGAGGUUGAAGGAUGGUAGAGAAGGGGAGUGUGAUAAUAAUGUUAUUAGUAAAUUGUAAUGCACCGUUGGGGCUGGGGGAUUAUUAGUAUUAUGUGGGGGGAGUUGCCGGGUUGGGCUUUUUCAAUCAUGCGUAGCUAGACUUUUUCAGUAAUCCCCUAGUUAUUACUGUCAA
Molecule: messenger RNA, 1191 nt
Organism: Tuber melanosporum (Perigord truffle)
Lineage: Eukaryota; Fungi; Ascomycota; Pezizomycetes; Pezizales; Tuberaceae
Exons: 2
Coding region: 55-1077 (340 amino acids)
Biological process (GO): acyl-CoA metabolic process; fatty acid catabolic process
Cellular component (GO): peroxisomal matrix
Molecular function (GO): fatty acyl-CoA hydrolase activity
Source: RefSeq, a predicted model, not a curated record